AUGAGGGAGCCUCACCCAUUGCCCUUGGUCGAUGAACUUCUGGGAUCAGUCGAUGGGGCAACCGUUUUCUCAAAAAUCGACGUUAAGGAUGCCUACCAUCAACUAGAGAUCUCUCAGCAAUCGCGUCCAAUCACCACCUUUAUCAUGAAAACCGGUUUAUACAGAUACAAGAGACUAAUGUUUGGGGUGUCGUGUGCUCCUGAGAUUUUCCAAAAAACUAUGGAAACAGUACUGGUAGGGUUGAAAGGAAUUAUAAUAUACCUUGACGAUAUUGUGGUGUUUGGUGCCUCCAAAAUAGAACAUGACAAGCGGUUAGAGGAGUUACUCAAGAGAUUGGAACAAUAUGGGGUACUCCUGAACCACCAAAAAUGUGUGUAUCGUGCAAACGAGAUUGAAUUCCUCGGCCACGUGCUAAAUGCCAAUGGUGUGAAACCCACCGAAAGUCGGAUCACAGCUAUAAGAAGCUUUCGAGAGCCGAAGAUUGCCUAUAACUACGAGACCAUCUACGAAUCUGGCUCGAAUAAUCUGGCCGAUGCACUUUCUCGAUUGUGCGUAAUUCCACCUAAAGCCUUUGAUCACUCAACCGAAAUGCAUAUCCAUCGAAUGGUGCAAUCUUGUGUUCUGGACGCUGUUGUACUGAAGGAUAUUGUGGAAGCGACCAAGAAAGAUGGAACCCUUCAAGAAGUCCUGCUAUCUUUGGAGAUGAAUACCUGGACAGAAAAUACUAGAGGGUAUAAACAGUUCAAGCCGGAACUACACACGGCAGGAGGAGUUGUCAUGCGUGGAGAUCGCCGGGUGAUUCCAGAGACUCUUCAAGCUCAGGUUAUUGCUUGUGCCCAUGAGGGACACCCAGGGAUGAGCUCGAUUCGUGGAGGUGGUGAUAAUAAGGCAAACCCUUGCGGAACUUGCAGUACAGGCGUUAUACGAAACAUUUUGUCGGUUCGGUUUCCCUGA
Wyeomyia smithii (pitcher-plant mosquito) is the source of this 954-nucleotide messenger RNA. RefSeq lists its product as uncharacterized. Bases 1 to 954 code for a protein of 317 amino acids. The transcript has 4 exons. The record is from RefSeq and is a predicted model, not a curated record. Lineage: Eukaryota; Metazoa; Arthropoda; Insecta; Diptera; Culicidae.